Messenger RNA from Loa loa (African eye worm), 789 nucleotides. RefSeq lists its product as hypothetical. The transcript is spliced from 2 exons. NCBI's taxonomy places the organism in Eukaryota, Metazoa, Nematoda, Chromadorea, Rhabditida, Onchocercidae. The record is from RefSeq and is a predicted model, not a curated record. The coding region runs from base 1 to 789 and encodes 262 amino acids.
AUGACUACCACUUUUGAUACAUUACAGAUUGAAGUAACGGAAUUGCUGGAAAAUAUUUCAAUCGCCCUGCAUUAUUUACAAAAACUAGAUUUAUUUUCUGCAACCAAUUGCGAACUGCGAAUUUUCCAGAAAGACAUCACAGCACUGACAGGCGCAGUAACAAAUCUCAAAUACAAAAUACAGAAAACAUUCAAAGAUAUCACUUUCCAGGAAGAUAUCCAGUGUUUAACAUCAAGUAAAGAGAGUAUUUGCGGGCUAAGUUCGAAAGAAAUGGCGGAUAAAACAUGGCGUAAUAUCCAAGAACCUAAAGAACUAGAUGAAACACAAAGUGAAUCCGUCGUUUUUCAUCACCGUUUCGCAGCUGGCUCUUCCAUUAUUGCUUCCGAAGGACAUCUACGACAGGAAGAAGUAAGACUAAAGGGAAAAAAAAAGAAACCUGGAAAAACCGAUCCAAGUGUCUUCGAAGAGAUUAUUCAAGAUUCCGGGUACAAUAAUUUGGAAUCGAAGCAGUUGGCAAAUCCGUCGAGCUAUGAUUUUUCAAACAAUACUGAGGCCCCAACAUUUCUCCUUUCCUCUAGAGAAGAAAAUGUUAAAAAAUGGAGGGAAAUGAAAAAUAUAAAACCUAAAGAAAUCAGAUAUUCAAAGAACAUGAAGGAAAUUGUUGAGCCAAUGACAUUUUUCAAGCCAGCCGAUAAGUUUCAGUUUCAAUCGAAACAAAACAAACAGAUCAUGAGUGACAAAAGGAAAAUAUUUCAAGUUAAAGAGAGAAUCAAUAUCAGACAGGAUUGA